AAACCGCAAGUUGCUUCCCAGCGUGGCUGUACUUGCAAAGUUUUAAAAUUUUGCAGGUUUGUCUUUGCUCAUCUUGCGAAAUUCAAAGUAUUUUUUCCUUAGUAUUUUAACACCCACUAUCUUUUAAAAAGGACUGAAAUACUUCCCCGCGCUUACAGUAGUAUUAACAAUGUCCGACGACGAAUCGCAGCAGCUCGCACCUUCUCUCCAGAAUGUUAUUGACCAGAAAUCGCUUCAGUGGGUUUUUGUCGGUGGCAAAGGAGGUGUUGGAAAAACCACAACCAGCUCUUCGCUGGCAAUCCAAAUGGCGGCAGCGCGUGAAAGCGUUCUGCUUAUUUCGACGGACCCGGCGCACAACCUUUCUGAUGCAUUUGGGCAAAAGUUUGGCAAGAACCCAACGCUGGUGAGUGGGUUCAACAAUCUGUACUGCAUGGAGAUUGACCCGACGAGCAGCAUUCAGGAGAUGAUUGAUGGCGCAGACAACAGCGCAGUGAACUCAAUAAUGCAGGAUCUUGCUUUUGCGAUUCCGGGCGUCGACGAGGCCAUGGGGUUUGCCGAGGUCAUGAAGCUCGUCAAGUCAAUGGAGUACUCGGUGAUUAUCUUCGACACGGCGCCCACUGGACACACGCUGCGGUUCCUCUCGUUCCCCACGGUGUUGGAAAAGGCACUGUCCAAGGUAUCGCAGCUUUCGGGCAGAUUCGGCCCGAUGAUGCAGCAGAUGUCGGGAAUGAUGGGCGCGGGCACCAACCACGAGGAUCUUUUCUCAAAGCUUGAGGACAUGCGGGCGGUCAUCAGAGAGGUCAACAGUCAGUUCCAGGACCCUGACAAGACCACGUUUGUGUGCGUGUGCAUCUCCGAGUUCCUUUCCCUUUACGAGACAGAACGCCUGGUGCAGGAGCUGACCAGCGGCAACAUUGACACUCACAAUAUUGUGGUCAACCAGCUGCUGUUCCCAUCAAAAGAGUCCAACUGCGAUCAAUGCAAGGUGCGGCACAAGAUGCAGCAAAAGUAUCUUGAUCAGAUAUUCGACCUCUACGAGGACUUCCAUGUUACGCUGCUGCCGCUGCUGACAACUGAAGUUCGCGGCGUCGAAAAGCUCAAGUCGUUCUCGCGGCUGCUGCUCGAGCCUUUCCAGCCGCCCAAGUGAGCCAUGCAACACGAUUUUUUGAAGUUUAAUUAAUAAUUUUCAGGCUUUAAUUUCUUUAAUUUAGGCAUUCAUGAGGAAAACAAAGUAUCCAGAUAUUUGCGUGAGAAAAUGCAGGUGUGGAAGCGGUGGGCAUUUUUGUUUGCAGCCGCUUCUUU
Molecule: messenger RNA, 1302 nt
Organism: Kickxella alabastrina
Lineage: Eukaryota; Fungi; Kickxellomycota; Kickxellomycetes; Kickxellales; Kickxellaceae
Product: ATPase GET3
Exons: 2
Coding region: 170-1147 (325 amino acids)
Biological process (GO): post-translational protein targeting to endoplasmic reticulum membrane
Cellular component (GO): GET complex
Molecular function (GO): ATP binding; ATP hydrolysis activity
Source: RefSeq, a predicted model, not a curated record